This is a messenger RNA of Stylophora pistillata, 937 nucleotides long. RefSeq lists its product as uncharacterized. The record is from RefSeq and is a predicted model, not a curated record. Lineage: Eukaryota; Metazoa; Cnidaria; Anthozoa; Scleractinia; Pocilloporidae.
CAUGGCGGAAGAUAGCGAUCUUUUCUUGUUUGGAGAUGAUUUAGACGGGGUUGUUGAGGCUUUAGAGGCCAGUGAUCUCAUUGAUGAAAGCUUUAAUGAAGCUGUUAGUGAGGUACAAGAGGACGAGCUCUUGUGCACGCUCUGCUCGAAGGAAUGUAAAAGUUUACGCGGAUUGAAGAAACACAUGACCUGUAUACAUAAGGAUGAUCUGGAAGAUAGAGAAACAGAGCGUAUUGAAGAAGAGCAAUGUAAACUUACAGCAGAUUUACUUGCAAAGAUGGUCGACGAAGUGAAACAUCGUGUAAUCAACAGCAAGGUCUUCUCAAAGACCAUUAGAGAAGAGCUGAGUGCUUACUCGUUCACCAACUUAACUGAAGAAUCAGUAGAAUUCAUAGAAUUGGGAAAGAUCUACCAACUGCUGACGAAAAAGAAAAACUAUGAACAGUUCUAUACUAAGUUUUAUUCUACUGUGCCUUUGAACUCAACAAGAUAUUUCACUGGACUAUCUAGAAAUUCUGCUACUUUGCUAUCAACUAAACUCGCAGAUAUUAUGCUAGCCUACAGCAAGAACAAGGAAGUUACUACUCUUAGGAACUUAAAGUAUGAACUAACUGAAAAGGAGAUGGCAGGAUUACCGUAUGGUUGGGGAUAUGUGCUACACAAGUUACACAACAAACACAGUAAAUCAAAUCUCUGUGAAUCCAAAGCUAGUCAGCAGUCAAACGCUCUACUGAAAGCUGGCAAAGAGGAUAACCAAACAAUGCAAGAAAAUCUGAAGCUUACCUCAACGCUUAACCGUGGUGGACUGUGGAGCAUCACAAAACGAGCUCAAACAAUUUUUAUGAGAACUGAAAAAUACUUCAGAUACUUUACAACUGAUUAUCCCUUAACAAGAAUUGACAUAAAUGCAAUGAGAGAAUUCAGCAUGUGAUUCUGA